Molecule: messenger RNA, 2102 nt
Organism: Ficedula albicollis (Collared flycatcher)
Lineage: Eukaryota; Metazoa; Chordata; Aves; Passeriformes; Muscicapidae
Product: Krueppel-like factor 4
Exons: 5
Coding region: 1-1254 (417 amino acids)
Biological process (GO): regulation of transcription by RNA polymerase II
Molecular function (GO): DNA-binding transcription factor activity, RNA polymerase II-specific; RNA polymerase II cis-regulatory region sequence-specific DNA binding
Source: RefSeq, a predicted model, not a curated record
AUGCCCGACCGCGGCUGCCCGGACCGCUGGGUCCUGGCGAUGGAGGAGUUGAGAAUAGCCCAGGGCUGGCACGGGCCGCGCCGUCGGGGCGGCUUUGUGGCCGAGCUGAUGCGGCCGGACCUGGACGCGGUGUACCUGCCAGCGCCGGCCGCGCUCCCGCCCUUGGGCAGCCUGCAGGGCAAGUUCGUGGUGAAGGCGGUGGGCGACUACAGCCACCCGGGGCUUAGCCCCAAGAGUGGACCCGCUGCCCCGCCGCCCGGCGCCGACGGCCCCGGCGUGCCCUACACCUCCCUGCCGCGGAUGUGCCCUAAAAUCAAGCAGGAGGGGGGGGGGGGGGGGGGGGGGGGGGGGGGGGGGGGGGGGGGGGGGCCCUUCAACCUGGCCGACAUCACCGACGUGUCGCCCUCGGGAGGCUUUGUGGCCGAGCUGAUGCGGCCGGACCUGGACGCGGUGUACCUGCCAGCGCCGGCCGCGCUCCCGCCCUUGGGCAGCCUGCAGGGCAAGUUCGUGGUGAAGGCGGUGGGCGACUACAGCCACCCGGGGCUUAGCCCCAAGAGUGGACCCGCUGCCCCGCCGCCCGGCGCCGACGGCCCCGGCGUGCCCUACACCUCCCUGCCGCGGAUGUGCCCUAAAAUCAAGCAGGAGGCUCCGCCGCCGUGCACGCUGGCCCCGCCGCCGCCGCACGGGAGCAGCCCCCGAGGAGCCCCCCAGCACGAUUUCGCCCUGGGCAGCCGCCCGCUGCCUGCUCGGAGUACGCCUUCGCUGGGGCCCGAGGAGAUGCUGAGCGGCAGAGACUGUCUCCCCGCCACGCCGGGGCUGGGCCACCCGCCGCUGCCGCCGGGGUACCCCCCGGCUCCGGGCUACCCCACCUUCCUGCCCGAGCAGCUCUCUCCCGGAGCGCUCCAGUACCAAGAGCUGAUGCCGCCCGGGAGCUGCCUGCCUGAGGAGACCAAGCCCAAGAGGGGACGCCGAUCGUGGCCUAGGAAAAGGACGGCCACACACACCUGUGACUAUGCGGGCUGCGGCAAAACCUACACCAAGAGCUCUCACCUCAAGGCGCAUCUGAGAACCCACACAGGUGAGAAGCCUUAUCACUGUGACUGGGAAGGCUGCGGGUGGAAGUUUGCCCGAUCCGAUGAACUCACUCGCCACUACAGAAAACACACAGGCCACCGCCCAUUCCAGUGCCAGCGCUGUGACAGAGCCUUCUCCAGGUCGGACCACCUUGCCUUACACAUGAAGAGGCACUUCUGAUUUGGGAAAGCAGUGGAUCUUUCCCCCGCCUGCCUUAGAGAUUCAGUAUUUACAGCACAAGGACUGUCUUCCACAAGACAGGGAGAACUCAUUUUAAGCACUACAGAUAAUCAAGGUGAAGUCUUCCAAAGAGUGGAAAAGAGGGAUAAUGUAUAUGGACAUUACAACUUCCUUUUUUUUAUAGUUAAACACUUAAGAGAACCAAAGACAUUGGGGUCAAUGACUGGAUCUUCUAUCAUUCCAUUUGUAAAUCCAACUUGAAUUAUUUCUGGACUACCGAAUGCCAAGGAGUGACUGGAAGUCACAGAUAUCAGGGUUAAACAGACUGUAUGUAGUUUGGAGGGUGGGGAUAUUACACAGGGAAAUGACAUUCCCUUAAUUUCCUUUCAAUGCAAUAUUAGAUGUACAUGUCAUCUUGUACUUUCUUCUUUUUUUUUUUUCCUUCUAAAAGCCAUUACAAUUUUAAAGAGGAGGAAAAAUUCAGGUACAGAAUUAUAUUUUAAAAGCCUAUUUCAUGGUGCUUAGUGACUGUUGGUUCUAGAGGUACCAAAAACAGGAAGCCAAAGUUCUCAAACUGCUGCAUAUCUGACAAGGAACUAUUUUUUAUCUUCCGAUUGCCAAUUAUGACCUAAAUCAGGUGAAUAACCCUGGUUUAUCUUUUUUAUUAAGAAAAUAACUUUAUGCAGACAGUCUGUAAUGCACUGUGGUUUCGAUGUGCAAUAGUUUGUACAAUGGUUUAUUCCCGAAUAUGCCUUAAGCAGAACAAAUGUUUUCUAUAUAGUUCUUUACAUAAUAGAUAUGUAAUAUAAAUUUAAGCAAACUUCUAUUUUGUAUAUUUGUAAACUACA